This is a messenger RNA of Periconia digitata, 1125 nucleotides long. The record is from the annotation of a GenBank genome assembly. Lineage: Eukaryota; Fungi; Ascomycota; Dothideomycetes; Pleosporales; Periconiaceae.
CUUAAAUACGGGUAUAGCCACACUCACAGCAUACGCACAAGCAACUCUUACCAUCAGUCCAGCAUAUCGCAGCAUCAAAGAUCUGACAUAUCCUUUACAAUGACCUCCAACUUCCCUCGACGCUCACUUGGUGACACCACCGUCUCCGCCCUUGGUCUCGGAUGCAUGGGCAUGUCUACAAUGCUCUUCAUGGGCAUGACUCGGAAUGAGGACGAGGUCUUCGACACCCUUAGCAAGGCAGCCGACAUGGGUAUCACUUUCUGGGAUACUAGCGAUUUCUACGGCGACAACGAGCAGCUUAUUGGGAAAUGGUUCCGCAAGACUGGUCGCCGGAACGAGAUCUUCCUUGCCACCAAAUUCGGCUGCGUCCGUGGUAGUACUCCAGGCCAAAUCACAGUUUCGGGAACGCCAGAGUAUGUCAAAGCUGCUUGUGAACAGAGUCUCAAGACACUUGGCGUCGACUAUAUCGAUCUGUACUACCAGCAUCGCGUAGAUACGAACACGCCCAUUGAGAAGACGGUAGAGGCUAUGGCACAACUCAAGGAACAGGGUAAAAUCCGUUACCUUGGAUUGUCGGAGUGCUCUGCCCGAACCCUGGAGCGAGCUUGCAAGGUCCACCCGAUUGCGGCGUGCCAGAUGGAGUUUUCUCCAUUCGCCAUGGAGGUUGAGGAGACUGGGUUUCUGGAAACGGCACGAUCGCUUGGUGUGAAAAUCGUCGCCUACUCUCCUCUUGGCCGUGGCUUUCUCACCGGAGCAAUCAAGUCUAGGGCCGACAUGGAUCCCAAGGAUAUGCGCUUGCACAUGUAUCCGCGCUUCUCCGAGGAGAACUUCCCAGGGAACAUCAAGCUGGUCGAGAUCUUCGAAAGUAUUGCAAAGGAGAAGGGCUGCACGACCAGCCAGGUUGCUUUGGCUUGGGUGUUGGCUCAGGGUGAUGAUUUCAUUCCAAUUCCAGGGACCAAGCAUAUGAAGUAUUUGCUUGACAAUGCAGGAGCUGUGCAUAUAAAAUUCACAAAAGAAGACGAGCAACGUGUUCGAGACGGUCUGGACGCGAUUGGUGGCGCAAAGGGAGCUCGAUAUCCGGAAUCAAUUCUCUCCACGUGCUUUGUGGACAGCCCUGAAAUUUAA